UUUACAUUUCGGCUUAUUUAUUUUCGGAACAAAAUGUAGUUUUUUGUGAAAGGAUUUUCGAAUUUGAAACUGUUUUCUUUAUUUGAAACAGUUUUUUGUAUUUAUUUUUGUAACUUUUGGUAACUUUUUGUUUGAACAAGUUUAUUUUAUACGUGUAAAUUUAAAAUGGCGGAGAAGAAAUCAAGUAGAGUUACACUUCGACAUGAUUAUGGUAAACUCAAUUCUGAGGGUUUCGGAUGGGAGCAGUCAGAAAUCCCUUCGGACAAUGAGGUUGUUGUUGUUGGUAAUGGCGCGAAAGAGGGAGGUCACUCUUCAAGUACAGGAAGAAAACUCAGCCAAAGUGAUGAAACACUUCUUUUGCUUGAAAAUGAAUACGAGUCUUUGGUGAGGGAAGAGGAAGAACUACAGAACGAGGCCAGGAUAAAUAAAUUAAAGAAAAAGAUAAGUCUCAAAAGAAAAUCUUUAGCUGAACUCAGAGUUUCCCGUUUAAAUCGUCUAAGAAAUCCUAAAAUCAAGAAAUGUAUCAUCAUUUCCGAUUCCAUUGCCAAACACGUUUCCGAUAUUUGGGACACUGAUAUUCGUGCUUUCCCUAGAAUCACUAUUUCACAGUUGACUUCAACACAUCUGCGGAU
Messenger RNA from Ruditapes philippinarum (Manila clam), 632 nucleotides. RefSeq lists its product as uncharacterized. The transcript is spliced from 2 exons. The annotation marks the transcript as partial. The record is from RefSeq and is a predicted model, not a curated record. NCBI's taxonomy places the organism in Eukaryota, Metazoa, Mollusca, Bivalvia, Venerida, Veneridae.